Molecule: messenger RNA, 785 nt
Organism: Drosophila pseudoobscura
Lineage: Eukaryota; Metazoa; Arthropoda; Insecta; Diptera; Drosophilidae
Product: tissue factor pathway inhibitor-like
Exons: 2
Coding region: 390-743 (117 amino acids)
Molecular function (GO): serine-type endopeptidase inhibitor activity
Source: RefSeq, a predicted model, not a curated record
ACACAGCCUGGGCCCCUGCACUGAUGGACAGCCAGGAUGACGGACUGCCUGGCUGCCUGACUGGCUGGGCGCGCACUCAAUCUUUCAAUUUGAGGCUGCACUUCAAUCGGUUCAGGGCCCUGUCAUCAUUUCGGGGCCUGACGUUCUGUGAGAACGAAAUUAGUUUGCCAUCAAAAGAAGCGCAGGGGAAAGCAGUACAUUUGCAGUAAAUAAAUAGUCUGGAUAUAUCAAUAUUGAUCGUCUCAGAUUACGCUCAGGGAAUCCGCAGAUGGUAGAUCAUUCACCUGCUGUUCUUCGUGUUAUAUUUCCACCCAAUUCAGGUGUGCACUGGCUACAAAUGGAAAGCUCUGGCGAUUGCUCAAUAUCAGUUGUAGAUUAAAGCCUCAACCAUGCUCAUAUACGCAACGUUUUUGGCUCUUCUCAGUGCAUGCCCAGAGCGGGGAAUGGCCGAUGACAAUUCCAAAUUGUUUGUGGACUUCACCAUUCUGCAAGAAAGUUGCCUGUUCCGACCCGUUUAUGGCCGGUGCGAGGAAAACAUAAAGUUCUUUGGCUACGAUUUUGAGAACAAUGUCUGUGUGGAGUUUUUCUACAGCGGCUGCGUUGGCAAUACCAAUCGCUUCAGCUCUAUUGAAGAGUGUGAGAAACUGUGCCUUGUGACCAAUGAGAACGAGAUUAAAAACGUCAGAGACAGGGACCCCUACCCGCCGAAUCAUCGAGACACAACGGAAUGGCCGCAUGAUUAAUUUGGAAAUGUUACAAAUAAAAUAUAAUGUAAGAAAGCUAGC